GAUAACACGCUCUCUGACAGGAACCUAGACAAAUAAACUAUAAGGCCUCUGGAAAAGACUGUUUAAGUCGGAGAAGGCACCGAAAAAGAAUUUGACGUGAACUUUUGUAUCCCUGGGUUUGAUAGUUGUGUGAAAUGGACAUCCUUGAGACUGAUGCGUAUGACAGGAGACAGCGCAGACAUUCGUCUUGUGUUCUCUUUCUCUUUCUAUUACCCUUCUUUAUGUGCAUUUCUAUCUAUUUCCAUCUGUGGAUUCCCCUGUCUGCACCCUCUCUCUUUGCUGCAGUGGUGAAGUCCAGCCCUGUGCUCUCAUUGGCUGCCCUGGUGCUGGUUUACAACGCAGGGAAGACCUUCUGGGGCGUAGCAGCAGGUCUCAUAUUCUCAGCAUGUGGAGACUGUUGCCUGAUAUGGCCUGAACUGUUUCUUCACGGGAUGGCUGCCUUUGGUGUGGCACACCUGCUGUACUCACUCUCCUUCCUCUCCGAUCGCUACACUUCUUUGUCCGCCUCCACCGCUGCACUGUUUAUGUCCAUCAUUCUGUGGCUGGCGGGGACAGGUGUCUACUUCUACCUCCUGCCCUUCUUGCAGAAGAGACCGGACUCUACAGUUCUCAUUCCAUCUACAGGGGUCUAUGUAGUUUUGAUAAUAGCCAUGGCAACCUUGGCGAUGCACACCAAGCGACCUUUGACCAUCCUGGGCGGUCUGUCCUUCGUGAUCUCCGACUUGGCUCUUUCUCUGCAAGUUUUCGAGGCGAUUGAUCCGCUGGAGAAUGGAAGGGCCAUUGUCAUGACAACCUACUACCUGGCACAACUGCUGAUUGCCUUGGGUGACAUCAAGGCAGGAAGUGAUUGGGAGGGGGACAGACUUGGCAAAAUGAAGAGGAUGUGAUCACCACCAUUCAUAAUGAAUUGAGGAUGACUCUGAAUGGAGCCACGGGCAACACACUGGCAGAAACAUCCCCAGUAUUAUAUCCACCUUUCCCAUACAUCACUAGAAGCUUGCCCAAGAAGCCAAAGACCACAUUAGGAAAAUUCAACAGCAAGAUUUAGCCACACUGAGGCUGAUUUCAGAGAACUCAUGCACUCGUGUUAAACAUGAAAACUCUUUGAAUGGAUUAAAGAACAACGAUACCCAUUAUUAUUUACACCUGUUGGCAAGAAAAUGCUGUAAGGCUGACUGAUGUGCCUUUAUAAAAAAGUGACUUGUCAUGUUUCUCAUUUUCAGUACAAAUAUAAAAACAUUAUGUUAAUGCAUAACUUUUAAUAUAAAUAUUUGUUAAAUUAUGUACAUGCUGCAUUUAGCAUUUUCAAUAUGUGGGUUUUGUGACAUUUUAUGAUCCUGGACACUGAUUUAUACAGUUCCCCACAGAAAAUAUCAAAUCUCAAAACUAUGAGUCUUUAGACUGUUCUGAGCCAAAAACGUUGGUAAAUGUACAUUCAUUAUAAAAUUGCAAUCUGCAAAUGGCAUAUCAUAAACAAGUUUCAUGAAGUGGUUCAGUAAUCAAUCACAGCGUCAAAUACAACUAAUUACUGAAUCUGGGAUUUUGACUAUUGUCAACAUAUUACACCCACAAAAAGAUAGCUGAGUUUCGGGGG
Megalops cyprinoides (Indo-Pacific tarpon) is the source of this 1594-nucleotide messenger RNA. It is a transcript of the gene tmem86b, whose product is annotated as transmembrane protein 86B. Gene Ontology annotation, cellular component: membrane. The transcript is spliced from 3 exons. The record is from RefSeq and is a predicted model, not a curated record. NCBI's taxonomy places the organism in Eukaryota, Metazoa, Chordata, Actinopteri, Elopiformes, Megalopidae. Bases 135 to 887 code for a protein of 250 amino acids.